AUGAGGCUGCAGGCCUUCUCCUGGCCGACAGAUGGCGAUGUUGCACCGCGCCUGAGCUCACCCGUUCGCUCCACGGACCUCAGGGGGAGGCAGCCAAGAUAUAACCCCCUUGUCCGUCUUUCCCUCCCAGGCCUGGCGCUGCUGCUGCCCCCCGCCACUCUGGCCGCCCUGGCAGACAGCUGGCUCCGAGAGGACUGCCCCGGUCCCAACCACGCAGCCCUGGUCACGGGCGCAGCCCCCUCGCAGGCGGUGCUGUGGGCCAAGUCCCCCGGGGUACUGGCUGGGAGGCCCUUCUUCGAUGCCAUCUUUGCCCAAGUCAACUGCCAGGUCUCCUGGUUCCUCCCCGAGGGCACAAAGCUGGUGCCCGUGGCCAGGGUGGCCGAGGUCCGGGGCCCCGCGCACUGCCUGCUGCUGGGGGAGCGGGUGGCCCUGAACACGCUGGCGCGCUGCAGUGGGGUGGCCAGCGCCGCCGCCGCCGCCGUGGAGGCCGCCCGGGCUGCGGGCUGGACCGGGCACGUGGCGGGCACAAGGAAGACCACGCCCGGCUUCCGGCUGGCGGAGAAGUACGGGCUCCUGGUGGGCGGGGCCGCCGCUCACCGCUAUGACCUCGGAGGGCUGGUGAUGGUGAAGGACAACCACGUGGUGGCGGCGGGUGGCGUGGAAAAGGCGGUGCGAGGGGCGCGGCAGGUGGCUGACUUCGCCCUAAAGGUGGAGGUGGAGUGCGGCAGUCUGCAGGAGGCUGUGGAGGCCGCCGAGGCGGGAGCGGACCUCGUCCUGCUGGACAACUUCAAGCCUGAGGAGCUGCACCCCACGGCCGCAGCGCUGAAGGCCCGCUUCCCCGGUGUGGGUGUGGAGGCCAGCGGGGGCAUCACGUUGGACAACCUCCCUCAGUUCUGUGGGCCUCACAUCGACGUCAUCUCUCUGGGGAUGCUGACCCAGGCUGCCCCCGCCCUUGAUUUCUCCCUCAAGCUGUUUGCUGAAGGGACUUCGCCAGUGUACCGGGCCUACAGGUCCUAAAGCCAAAGAGGACACCACCGCCCAUGGAAUAACACGGUUUCUUGGGACCCUCAAGGUUGCCCCUGUUUAAAUAUGGUACAUGACUCUGUCCGGGUUAGCCUGGGCGGGGGUCUGGCUCGGCCACCUACUGCUCAUGUGAGCUGGGGGCCUGACUUCA
Messenger RNA from Neomonachus schauinslandi (Hawaiian monk seal), 1174 nucleotides. It is a transcript of the gene QPRT, whose product is annotated as quinolinate phosphoribosyltransferase. Gene Ontology annotation, molecular function: nicotinate-nucleotide diphosphorylase (carboxylating) activity. Gene Ontology annotation, cellular component: cytoplasm. The record is from RefSeq and is a predicted model, not a curated record. The transcript is spliced from 4 exons. NCBI's taxonomy places the organism in Eukaryota, Metazoa, Chordata, Mammalia, Carnivora, Phocidae. Bases 1 to 1017 code for a protein of 338 amino acids. Gene Ontology annotation, biological process: quinolinate catabolic process; NAD+ biosynthetic process.